Lates calcarifer (barramundi perch) is the source of this 1695-nucleotide messenger RNA. RefSeq names its product guanine nucleotide binding protein (G protein), alpha activating activity polypeptide, olfactory type (gene gnal). The coding region runs from base 1 to 1140 and encodes 379 amino acids. The transcript has 13 exons. NCBI's taxonomy places the organism in Eukaryota, Metazoa, Chordata, Actinopteri, Centropomidae. Gene Ontology annotation, biological process: adenylate cyclase-modulating G protein-coupled receptor signaling pathway. Gene Ontology annotation, molecular function: G protein-coupled receptor binding; GTP binding; GTPase activity. Gene Ontology annotation, cellular component: heterotrimeric G-protein complex. The record is from RefSeq and is a predicted model, not a curated record.
AUGGGCUGUCUGGGAGGGAAGACGGAGGAAGAACGACUGGAUGAAAAAGCGAAGAGAGAAGCAAACAAGAAGAUUGAGAGACAGCUGCAGAAAGAGAGACAGGCUUAUAAAGCUACACACAGACUGUUACUGCUGGGUGCAGGAGAAUCAGGUAAAAGCACCAUAGUGAAGCAGAUGAGGAUUCUUCAUGUUGACGGCUUCAACGCUGAUCAAGAGAAGCAGCAGAAGAUUCAGGACAUCAGGAAAAACGUGAAGGACGCCAUCGUGACCAUCGUGUCAGCCAUGAGUGUGUUGACUCCACCCGUCCCUCUUGGUAACCCUGGCAACCAGUUCAGAGUCGACUACAUCAAGAGCAUUGCGCCACUGUCUGACUUUGAAUACACAGAGGAGUUCUUUGAGCAUGCUCAGAAGCUGUGGGAGGACGAUGGCGUGAAGGCGUGUUUCGAACGCUCCAAUGAAUAUCAGCUGAUCGACUGCGCUAAGUACUUUCUGGACAGGUUGGACUCGGUCAGGAAGACGGACUACACACCUACUGACCAGGAUUUGUUGCGUUGCAGAGUUUUAACUUCAGGAAUUUUUGAAACCAGGUUUCAGGUGGAUAAAGUCAACUUCCAUAUGUUUGAUGUGGGAGGACAGAGGGACGAACGCAGGAAGUGGAUUCAGUGCUUCAAUGAUGUGACGGCCAUCAUCUUUGUAGCAGCCAGCAGCAGCUACAACAUGGUGAUCAGAGAGGACAACUCCACCAAUCGGCUGCGAGAAUCUCUGGACCUCUUCAGAUCCAUCUGGACCAACAGGUUUCUAAAGACCAUCUCAGUGAUCUUGUUCCUGAACAAACAGGAUGUGUUGGCUGACAAGAUUCUGGCUGGAAAAUCUAAACUGGAGGAUUAUUUCCCUGAAUACAGCAACUACCAAGUACCUGUUGAUGCUGUUCCAGAUGCUGAUGAAGACCCCAGAGUGACUCGAGCCAAGUUCUUCAUCAGAGAUGAGUUUCUGAGAAUCAGCACGGCGAGCGGCGAUGGGAAACAUUACUGUUACCCUCACUUCACCUGUGCCGUCGACACAGAGAACAUCCGCCGUGUCUUCAACGACUGUCGUGACAUCAUCCAGCGGAUGCACCUGAGGCAGUACGAGCUGCUCUGAUUGGCCGCUGGGUGCUCACCUGCCCAAAGCUAAUCUGAUAUCUAAUCAAUGAUAGCUGAUCAAUUCUGAUAGAUCCUGAUAUAUUUAUACCUUUUCUGAUCCGUUGUAUCACAGACAUUUAUCACACAGCUGUUAUCAGCUCCACUGGGCUGAUUAUUGGUUAUUGAUUAAGACAGACUGAAAGUAUCUGUACCUUUCUUUUCUUUAUGUGCCUCUGCCUGAUGCAGGGGAUUGUGGGUAGUGUAGUUCUGAUGUUUAAAGGGAGCUCAGGAUAUGGUUUACCUGUCCGUUGCCACAGCAACAGUCUGACAGGUGGGAGGAGGCAGAGUUUUGGAAAUUAGAUUCUAGAAAACUUUAAAAAAGAAAGAAUUUGAAUAUAUUUUUUCAUGUUUCUGAAGAGUGAAUCAUCCUGUUCUCUGAUUGGCUGGUGUUUCUGUUUGAGAGAUCAGACGAGAUGUUGAUGGUUUAUUUUCUGUCCUUUCUGGAGUUUAACAGCGAGAUUUGAUCAAACAAGAUUUUUUAAGAUUUCCUCAGAAACAUUUAUAGAAACUGAAG